AUGACAGCCCACAAAAACACCGAACUUGGUUCAUCUCGAGAAAAGCAAUUGGCAGACCUUCUCCGCGAAUGCUCAGACGAAGGACUUGGCUCGGAAGGAUUCAGCAAUGCAGUCUCGUUGCUCAGCAAGAAUUCAGUGAAUAACUCAUCGCCCGGGUUCCUGGGAAAGUUGGUCUCCGCGCCAUCCCCGCCUGGAACAGCCGCCGAUCUGUUCUUGUCGAUUUUCAACAACAAUGGCCAUGUGUGGCGUGCAUCACCGGCUCUCACGACGGUCGAAAAACAUGUCAGCAGAGAGUUGGCUAAACUGUUCGGCCUGGAGGGCCUACACGCUGGCGGCGUUACGGUGCCGGGGGGAGCUGCGGGAAACAUGCUCGCCCUGCUAGUUGCUCGCAACAUCGUGUCACCGGAGUCUAAGCAGCAGGGUGUCACGCCUGGGAAAUAUGUGAUCUUUGUCUCAGACGCAGCCCAUUAUUCAGUGUCCAAUGCGGCACAGAUCGUGGGGCUCGGCAGCGACUCGGUUAUCAGUGUGCCGGCAUUGGACGACGGGACAAUGGACGUCGAGGCUCUCGAAGCCGCAGUAGACGAUGCCAUUCAAAGGGGUAAAAAGCCGCUCUUCAUCAACGCCACAGCAGGUAAUACCGUGAAUGGCGCCUUUGAUUCUAUCGACAAAAUAGGGCAAAUCGCACGCAAGGCGAACGCGUGGUUUCAUGUUGAUGCCUGCUGGGGAGGGGCGGUUGCAUUCUCUGAUAACCUGAGACAUCUGAUCAAAGGAACUGAACUGGCCGAUAGUAUUGCCUUCAACCCCCACAAGAUGCUGGGUGUGCCUCUUGUUUGUGCCUUCCUGCUAACAAACGAUCUGCGGACUUUUUGGUUGGCCAACAAACUGAACGCGGGAUACUUGUUCCAUGAUAAAACGGCUGAAGAAUCUGAAAUAUCCGAAAAUGGAACAAAUAGAAACAACAACGAAUACGAUUGGAGAAACUCCAAGCUCGUGGAAGAAGCUCCCGAUGCGGUUGAUAUCCGGGAUUUGGCUUCUCUAACGGUACAGUGCUCUCGGCGGUCCGACGCAACAAAGCUGUUUCUACAUUGGAUUUAUUAUGGAACUAGAGGCAUAGCCCGCGAAGUUGAGCAGGCUGUUGACAGCGCACGGCACCUGGCCGCCCUCGUCAAGGCUCAUCCGCGACUGGAGUUGAUAGGAGAUAUUGAGAAGGUAUUCGCUCAAGUUUGUUUCUAUUGGAGACCGAAAGGAGAAGAGAAUGGAGCAUCGGAUGUGGCUCGCACGGCCGCCAUCAACAGCCACAACACUCGUGUUUUGUAUGAGCAUCUCACAGAGCACGGAUGGAAGAUCGACUAUGCUCCGUAUAACUCGACGGGAGAUCUCAAUUUCUCCUGGAUGGAAAGGUGCGUGAAAAGUGUCAAUGGUACGCAGUCAACUUGA
Molecule: messenger RNA, 1437 nt
Organism: Aspergillus pseudonomiae
Lineage: Eukaryota; Fungi; Ascomycota; Eurotiomycetes; Eurotiales; Aspergillaceae
Product: pyridoxal phosphate-dependent decarboxylase family protein
Exons: 3
Coding region: 1-1437 (478 amino acids)
Biological process (GO): carboxylic acid metabolic process
Cellular component (GO): cytoplasm
Molecular function (GO): pyridoxal phosphate binding; carboxy-lyase activity
Source: RefSeq, a predicted model, not a curated record